UGUCUUCUUCACCUGUUAAGAUCAUCGGCCAUUCGGUAAGCCCAUUCUCGCACCGCGUCGAGGCCGCUCUGCGGCUCAAGGGCGUGCCGUAUGAGCUGAUCCAGGAAGACCUGAGCAACAAGAGCGAGCUGCUGCUCGCCAAAAACCCUGUCCACAAGAAGGUGCCCGUGCUCCUCCAUGCCGAUCGUGCCAUCUGUGAGUCCCUCGUCAUCGUCGAGUACGUCGACGAGACCUUCGACGGGCCGUCCCUCCUCCCGGCCGACCCCCACGACCGUGCCACGGCCCGUUUCUGGGCAGACUUCAUGGACAGGAAGCUCCUGAAGCCGUUCUGGCUGGCGCACUGGACAGAGGGCGACGCGCAGAAGGCUCAGGUGGAAGAGGCCAAGCAGAAGCUGGCGCUCAUGGAGGCGCAGCUCGACGGGAGGAGGUUCUUCGGGGGCGACACCGUCGGCUACGUCGACAUCGCAGCCUGCGUGCUAGCUCCUUGGCUCAGCGUCGUAGAGGAGGUGACUGGAGUGGCCGUGGUUGACGAAGGUGAGUUCCCUGCUCUGCGCCGUUGGUCCAGAGAGUACAGCUCCUGCGAAGCUCUCAAGCAGUGCGUCCCGGACAGGGACCAGCUCGUCGCCUUCUAUACUGAAAGGAAGGAGGCGUACAAAGUGUUCGCUAAUGCAUGGUUGCAGCAGUAGUUUGGUUUUGUGUGUGGAAUAAUAAUGUAUGGAUCACAGAUUGUCUGUGCUGAAAUAACAGUAAUGAGCCUAGCUAGAUAAGUAAAUAACCAUAUGCAUGUCUCAGAAAAGUUUAGAUGAGUUGACCAUCGAAACCCCGAUUCAGAACAUCCACACAAUCUAUCCAUGUCUAUUCUGAG
Zea mays is the source of this 865-nucleotide messenger RNA. Its product is annotated as glutathione S-transferase. The coding region runs from base 303 to 686 and encodes 127 amino acids. NCBI's taxonomy places the organism in Eukaryota, Viridiplantae, Streptophyta, Magnoliopsida, Poales, Poaceae. The record is from RefSeq and is marked validated. Gene Ontology annotation, molecular function: glutathione transferase activity. The transcript has 2 exons. Gene Ontology annotation, biological process: glutathione metabolic process. Gene Ontology annotation, cellular component: cytoplasm.